Messenger RNA from Chondrus crispus (carragheen), 1935 nucleotides. RefSeq lists its product as hypothetical. Bases 1 to 1902 code for a protein of 633 amino acids. Gene Ontology annotation, molecular function: GTP binding; GTPase activity. The record is from RefSeq and is a predicted model, not a curated record. Gene Ontology annotation, cellular component: ribonucleoprotein complex; cytosol. The transcript has 5 exons. NCBI's taxonomy places the organism in Eukaryota, Rhodophyta, Florideophyceae, Gigartinales, Gigartinaceae.
AUGCAAGUGAUGUUCUCACAACUGCGAACGUUGCGGUUGCUACAGGCUACAACUCGUCGGUUUCUAAGCGCUCAGCCAUCCGUAGCAACAUCAUUGACGGAAGCACGAAAUCCUUCCCUGCUUCGAAAUGCUGCAAUAAUCGCCCAUGUUGAUCAUGGAAAAUCUACUCUUUGCGACAAAAUUCUUCGCGAUUGUUCCGUAGAAGUCAGCGAGGAUCGCAUGAUGGAUUCCGGAGAUCUUGAACGGGAGCGCGGGAUUACGAUUACGUCUAAAGUCACAACCGUCGAGUAUAAGGACUAUCUCCUCAACAUCGUAGAUUCCCCAGGUCAUAGCGACUUUGGUGGCGAGGUAGAGCGCAUUCUCGGCAUGGUUGACAGCGCCGUUUUGCUCGUCGAUGCCACCGAAGGUCCAAUGGCUCAGACAAAAUUCGUUCUGUCAAAAGCAUUGGCCCUCAAUCUCAAGCCAAUCGUAGUCCUCAACAAGAUUGAUAGGCCAUCCGCAAGACCAGAAGCCGUCGAAAGCGAUCUUUUCGAUCUUUUUGCCUCCCUCGAUGCCUCGGAAGAGCAGCUCGAUUUCACAACCGUGUACGCCUCAGCUAAAGAAGGUUGGGCUUCUAUGGAUCCGAAUUCUGGGAGGGAUAUGGGAAUGAUUCCACUUCUUGAGAAGAUUGUCGAUCUUGUGCCUUGCCCGAAGGUUUCUCUGGACGAGCCGUUUUCGUUUAUUAUUACAAUGCUCAGUCGCGACCCCUUCCUUGGCCGUAUUGCAACUGGCCGGGUUUGUUCGGGUAUUGCAACAGUGGGAGACCCUGUGCAUGUCGUUAGUCGAGACGGGGUUCGACGAAAGAAUGCUAAGAUCACAAAGAUCAUGGCCUCGCGGGGAUUGAAACGGCAGGACAUACCAGUAGCAUCGGCCGGGGAUAUCACAGCAAAUGCGGCUGACUGCAACAACCUAUCCAUUCCAACGAUUAAGCCUUUGUGGGCCCCUGCCAUCGACCCGCCCACUGUUUCAAUAACAUUCAAUGUGAACGAUUCUCCCCUUUCCGGAAAGGAGGGUGAAGUACUAACAACCCAAAAACUCGCUGACUGGCUGUACGCCGAGGCUGAAAACAAUGUUUCGAUUGCAGUUGAGAAGGACGCCGAAUCCGAUGGCUUACAAGUAAAGGGGCGUGGCGAGCUUCAGCUCGGUAUUCUUGUCGAGACUUUGAGACGUGAAGGGGCCGAAUUAGCUCUCUCGCCGCCAAAGAUUCUCACAAAACUGGACAACGAGGGCAACUUGGUGGAACCCGUGGAAGAAUUACAUAUCGAAGUUGAUGACGAUCACACAGGUGCUAUAAUCGAGAAGCUUUCGGCGAGGCAAGCCAAUCUCAUUGACAUGAAGCCGGUUCUCGGUGACCGAACAAAACUCUCCUUCUUGUGUCCAUCAAGAGGGCUGCUGGGCUACCGUCCCAUUUUCAUUCAAGAUACCAGGGGCACUGGGAUCAUGAACCGCAUCUUCGCAGAAUGGGCUCCGAGAAAAGCAACUCAAUCAUCAGUGUCGACGCGAAAGGGUGUUUUAGUUUCUAUGGCUUCUGGGAUGACGGCUGGGCAUGCUCUAGCAGCCUUGGAAGCACGCGGUGUUCUUUUUGUUGGGCCUCGUGAACCUGUCUACACUGGAAUGAUCAUCGGGGAACACAAUCGAGAUAUGGAUAUCGAUGUGAACCCCGUUAAAGCCAAACAACUGACGAACUUCCGGACCCAAUCUAAAGACGAGAAUGUCCGGUUAGCUCCGCAUAGGCAAUACUCUUUGGAGACGGCUAUCAGUUAUGUGUCGGAAGCCGAACUAGUGGAAGUGACACCGAAAAGUGUUCGAAUGAGAAAGCAGAUUCUGGAUCCAGGCCUGCGUGCGAGAAAAUUGAAAAAGUAGUUCACGAGCCUUUUCAUAAACAAUGUUAAUAGG